This is a messenger RNA of Galeopterus variegatus (Sunda flying lemur), 635 nucleotides long. RefSeq names its product cytochrome c oxidase subunit 4 isoform 1, mitochondrial. NCBI's taxonomy places the organism in Eukaryota, Metazoa, Chordata, Mammalia, Dermoptera, Cynocephalidae. The record is from RefSeq and is a predicted model, not a curated record. Gene Ontology annotation, biological process: mitochondrial electron transport, cytochrome c to oxygen. The transcript is spliced from 4 exons. Bases 5 to 514 code for a protein of 169 amino acids.
CAGAAUGUUGGCUACCAGGGUAUUUAGCCUAAUUGGCAAGCGAGCAAUUUCCACCUCGGUGUGUGUACGAGCACACGGAAGCGUUGUGAAGAGUGAGGACUAUGCUCUCCCAAGUUAUGUUGAUCGGCGUGACUAUCCCCUGCCUGACAUAGCCCAUGUCAGGCACCUGUCCGCCAGCCAGAAGGCUUUAAAAGAGAAGGAGAAGGCCUCUUGGAGCAACCUCUCCAUGGAUGAAAAAGUUGAGUUGUACCGCAUUCAAUUCAAAGAGAGCUUUGCCGAGAUGAACAGGAGCACGAAUGAGUGGAAGACGGUUGUGGGCACUGCCUUGUUCUUCAUUGGCUUCACGGCUCUCAUCCUGAUCUGGGAGAAGCGCUAUGUGUACGGCCCAAUCCCACACACCUUCGACAAAGAAUGGGUGGCCAUGCAGACCAAGAGGAUGCUUGACAUGAAGGUCAACCCCAUCCAGGGCUUCUCUGCCAAGUGGGACUACGACAAGAACGAAUGGAAGAAGUGAGAGCCCACGUCCAUGCACCUGAACUCACUUUGGUCUGUCACCUCGUGCAACUCAGCUCAUUUACUGGAGACUUGCUAUGGCAAACAGAACCAACGCUAAUAAAUGACCAGUUUACGUGAAA